Molecule: messenger RNA, 621 nt
Organism: Fusarium redolens
Lineage: Eukaryota; Fungi; Ascomycota; Sordariomycetes; Hypocreales; Nectriaceae
Exons: 1
Coding region: 1-621 (206 amino acids)
Source: RefSeq, a predicted model, not a curated record
AUGUUUCUACAAUCGACCUUCUCGAAUACCAUCCACCUGCGCGACUUCGUCGACGCCGUCACAGACGACCCGAGUCGGGAAAACGCACCCAACUACGUGGAAAUACAGACCGAUGCCAACAUCUUCGAGGAAAGUGGCUUUUAUAGUUCUAACGUCAACGUCGAGCCUAUUCGUACCCGCAUCCAUACUUAUCUCACACGAGAAGACCGGGAGCUCUACGUGCCAAACGCCUUCUUCUACUACCUUCCGAGACCGGCCUCCGUCCCCACGGCCACGCCGACGCCAUCCUCUACUCCGACUUCAAAGCGGUCCGCCCGCUGGGAGGGUCGUGCCACUCCGUUCACCCCUUCUAAAAGACGACGAGGCUCUGACAGCGCCUACCUUGCAGAGUCUUCCUACAAGAACCAGCUUCCCCAAUCCACAGAAGGCCGAUCUCAUGUAUCGCUUUCAGAAGAUAGCCCAGAUUCUCCGGCUAAUUCCCCCUCCAAUUCCCCCUCUCCAUCGACCAUGGUCAACACUGGCGAGACCAGUAUCACUUUACAUCCUUUCCCAAGCUCAGACCGCGAGACUAGGCCGCAUCGCAAUCGUCAUCCCCCAAAGAAGUAUCCUCAUAAAGAGUAA